Staurois parvus is the source of this 559-nucleotide messenger RNA. The record is from the annotation of a GenBank genome assembly. NCBI's taxonomy places the organism in Eukaryota, Metazoa, Chordata, Amphibia, Anura, Ranidae.
AAUAUACACUGUAUUGCCAAAGGCAUUGGGACAUCCUUCCAAAUCAUUGGAUGCAGGUGUUCCAAUCAGCUCCAUGGCCACAGGUGUAUAAAAUCAAGCACUGCUUCUACAAACAUUUGUGAAAGAAUGGGUCGCUCUCAGGAGCUCAGUGAAUUCAAGCGUGGUACCGUGAUAGGUUGCCACCUGUGCAAUAAGUCCAUCCGUAAAAUUUCUUUGCUACUAAAUAUUCCACAGUCAACUGUUAGUGGUAUUAUAACAAAGUGGAAGCAACUGAGAACAACAGCAACUCAGCCAAGAAGUGGUAGGCAAUGUAAAACGACAGAGCAGGGUCAGCACAUGCUAAAGCGCACAUUGCGCAGAAGUUGCCAACUGUCUGCAGAGUCAAUACCUAAACACCUCCAAACUUCAUUUGGCCUUUAUAUAAGCACAACAACAGUGUGUAGAGAGCUUCAAGGAAUGGGUUUCCAUGGCCAAACAGCUGAAUCCAAGCCUUACAUCACCAAGUGCAAUGCAAAGCUUUGGAUGCAGUGGUGUAAAGUAUGCUGCCACUGAACUCUAG